CAGUGAGGGUGAGUGCAAAAGAUACAUCAAUAUGAGGUAUCAAACUGAGGGGUAGAUGUUCCUUUUAAGUGGCUGCUCAUUUCCCUGAGCCGUAAUAUGGGCUAAAGGUUAACUUACACAAUCUCCGUGGAAGAACAAUUUCUCUUUUUUUGGGAAGGGAGAAGGAGGGGGAAAGGGCGUUGUUUCAUAUUCUUUCCCACCUAUAGACUCCAUGUGAUGUACAGUGCUGCUCAUGCAGAUUUUUUUUACCCCCCGCUGGAUUAUUUGCUAAUCAGACUUCAGUGCAGUGGAGAUAAGAGCGAGACUGUUGCCUAGCUCCCGAGCCCGGAGCCAGAACCGCCGCCGCUGCCGCUCCGCCGUCCCGCCUCUCCAUGGGCCCGGCGCGGCGGAGCUGUCCGAGGUGCUAGGAUGAUGCUGGCUGCGCGGGGGGUCAGGGCAGCCGGAUUGCAGCAGGAGAGGAGCCCCACAGUCCUGCUGGCACCCGAAGGUAGGCUUGCUCUUUGUUUGAGAAUUCCUGAUUAAUCAACAACAGCACCAACAGAGCCAGGCAGCCGGUGAGAGCAAGCCUGCCUGUAGUCACGGGGGAGAGAGAGACGAUGCCACAAACCAGACUGCUUCAGACCUUCUGUAUUUGAGUGGCAAUGAGCGAGCGAGCGUCUUUCCUUGCUGCAAGAAGCCAUUUGGAUAGGAUAUUUGCUCUUCCUUAUAUUCCUUUCUUUUUGUCUCCACGGAACAUAUUCAAAUGAGGCACCUUAGAAAUCUCUGUGUUAGUGCAUAUGAUGGUGCUGUAAUCGUCUGUGUUGUAAAGUGGGUAAAAAUCAUCCAGUUUCUUCUCUGCUGGACCUCAAAGCAGGGUGUUGUUUAUACCCUCCCAUUAUCCAUACCCUCUCUUCUCUGAAUGUGGAUUUAAAGAAGCAAGCACUUGUCUUUUCUUUCCACUGCGUUGUUUUGUUUUUUUUUUUUUUCAAAGCCAAACUUUCCAUGCCAUUUUAAUCAUAUGUUAAGAAGAUCUGUAACAUAACACAUUGACUUGUAGUGAUGUCGAAUUCUACAAUCUGGGCAAUUCUGCCAGCAAGAUUUAAUGCACUUUAACUGAAGAAAAAACUGAGCCUAACUGAAAAUCUGUUUCUUAUGGUGCUGAAAUAUCCCUUCCGACUGCACUGAGGUAACCACAGGAAAGGGCUUUUACAGGCAAAAGUCACCUUUGAUUAUUGCACUUAGUGGUCCCCGUGGACUUAGAUUUUGGAAACGUUACUUUCCUUUGUUCAUUAUCUCCUGCAAGAUGAUGAGUUCUAAUCAGGAGGAGGUCACUUUGGGCGCUUUUCUCCAGUAUAUUGAAGAUAUGGGGAUGAAGGCCUAUGAUGGCUUGGUUAUACAGAAUGCAUCAGACAUUGCUCGAGAGAAUGAUCGCAUGAGGAAUGAAACAAACCUGGCUUACUUGAAAGAAAAGAGUGAAAAACGUCGAAAACAAGAAGAAGCAAUAAAACGCAUAGGUGGAGAAGUAGCAAGAGGAAAUGAAGGCAGCUACGUGGGGAAACAUUUCCGCAUGGGAUUUAUGACAAUGCCGGCUCCUCAGGACAGACUGCCUCAUCCUUGCUCCAGUGGCUUUACCGUGAGAUCCCAGUCUCUUCAUUCUGUUGGAGGAACUGAUGAUGAAAGUAGCAGCUCUCGUAAGCAACCACCUCCAAAACCGAAGCGAGACCCCAACACCAAACUCAGCACCUCAUCUGAAACAGUCAACACAGGAACAACAAGUAAAAGUGGGAAACUACCGGACCGGACUGAAGCUUUGGAUCAGGACCCACGUCCGCUGAUGUCUGAGUGGCAGAGUUUCAACACAGUGUCAGCCAAACCAAGACCUCACAGUGAUGAAUACACAAAGAAGAUUCCACCUCCUAAGCCGAAACGAAAUCCAAACACUCAGCUAAGCACAUCUUUUGAUGAAACAUAUAUCAAAAAGCAUGGCCCUAUGAAGACAACACUCACUAGGGAUGCCUCUUUAUCGCAGGUCAGCAGUCCUGCUCCCGACACAGAGGAAGAAGAGCCUGUUUAUAUUGAAAUGGUUGGGAAUAUUCUCAGAGACUUCAAAAAAGAUGAGGAUGACCAAAGCGAAGCCGUCUAUGAGGAGAUGAAAUACCCUAUAUUUGAUGAUGUAGGCCAAGAUUCAAAAUGUCAAUGUGAAUAUGACCAUCACACUUGUUCUUCUCAGUGUGCUACUCCCACAGUGCCUGACCUAGAUUUCACCAAGUCUUCAGUGCCAUCUACUCCCAAGGGCUUGCUUUGUGAUAUACCCCCACCAUUUCCAAAUCUGCUUUCUCACAGACCUCCACUGCUGGUGUUCCCACCAGCACCAGUGCAGUGUUCCCCAAAUUCUGACGAGUCUCCUCUAACUCCACUAGAGGUCACAAAGCUUCCCGUUUUAGAAAAUGUGUCUUACAUCAAACAACAAGCUGGAGCUUCUCCAUCUUCACUGCCACCUCAUACACCAGGCCAUCAAAAACUGGAGAAAGAUCAGACAGCAUCUCAUGGAACUAGCACCCCUGGGCACACCUCCUCACCUCCUCAUCCUUCUACCUUAUACAGAACACAGUCUCCACAUGGUUAUCCUAAAAGUCACUCUGCCUCACCUUCUCCUGUCAGUAUGGGUAGGUCUCUCACCCCCUUAAGCCUCAAAAGACCUCCACCUUAUGACUCUGUACAUUCAGGAAGUCUCUCAAGAAGCUCCCCAUCAGUGCCUCAUUCUACAGCCAGAAACACAUUGCAAGAAGGAGGAAAGAUGGUAAAUGCCUCUGUCAGUACCUACGGGUCAUCCUGUCAGAGUGGUUCCCGUUCUCGGACACCCACCAGUCCUCUGGAGGAACUAACCAGCCUCUUCACCUCAGGACGAAGUCUCCUGAGGAAGUCCUCCAGUGGCAGAAGAUCUAAGGAACCUGCAGAAAAACCACUAGAUGAGCUGAAGAUCAGAAGUCACAGCACUGAACCACUACCAAAGCUGGAAAACAAAGAGAGAGGAUAUCAUGGGACAACUUCCUCUAGGGAGCCAGGGAAAGCUCAGGAAUGGGAUGGAACGCCGGGCCCGCCUGUGGUAUCCAGCAGGCUGGGGAGAUCCUCUGUCAGCCCAACCAUGUUGGCUGGAAGCAACAGCUCAGAGUCUAAAGCAAGCUGCAGAUUAGGUCGGUCUGCAUCCACAUCAGGUGUGCCUCCUCCCUCCGUGACACCGCUCAGGCAACCCAGUGACCUUCAGCCGAGCCAGGUCACAUGUAUGCAGUGGUUGCAAGGGGACCAUACGAUGCUGGAUAUGAUAGAAAAAAAGCGUUGCCUCUGCAAAGAAAUAAAAGCUCGACAGAAAUCAGAGAAAGGACUCUGCAAACAGGACAGCAUGCCUAUUUUGCCGAGUUGGAAAAAGAAUACCGGGACCAAGAAAUACAGCCCUCCUCCUUAUUCCAAACAACAAACUGUGUUCUGGGACACUGCAAUUUGACAGGCCUGUGGAGGAUGCCUUCUCCACUGUGUUGCACCGAGCACAGAAAGAAAAUGGCAGAAGAAAAACUCCAGAGAUCUCGCAAAGUUCCAGAAUCUGCUGGAAAGAAGACAACUUGUUGGUCAUGAGAAAUCUGUUGAGAUAACAGGUUCAUUAUUCAGAAAGUGUUUAUGCUUUGUCUUCCUUGUAAUGUGGCAAGAGAAGAAUUUUCCAUAACCAUGUGUGAAAUACUUAGCUCAGCCCUUUCCCCCAUCUGCACAAGGUCUCUGGUGACAAAAUGAAAGCUGGUGUUCAGUCAAUCUUGAUAGUCCUUCUCCACACUGGUCUCUUCCCGGAGCAGUUCCUUUAAAACCCCAUUGCUGAAGCAGUUUCACAGUCCAGACAAUUGGGCUGCAGCGCCCGGCCCUUUGGGGGAAGGCAGGUGUUAAUGUGAACAGUUACGUGUUUGACAGUGUUUGUUCAUAUCGUGUCCUUUUCAUAUCAAUAUGUAAUAGGAAUAAUGAUCAGGGAAUUGAAGCAUUCUUGUCCUAAGCAGACUUGCUUGUACACUUAGCCCACCACAAACCACUCCUUGUUUUGCUUUUAUUGCUCAACACUGUUUGUGUUGUCCUUCCUAAAUAACUGCCCAUGUGCUUCCAGACCUCCAUUGUAUCCCAUGGAAACAAUGGCUUUUUGUUUCAAAGCGCGACAACAUGAUGAAGUAAAAUAUAACUUAGCACUUACCUUCAAAGCACUUUAGAAAUGUGAAGUAAACCUCACACUUGCGAGAACCGUUUUACAGAGGAGGGAAGUGAGGCUCGGGUGGAGUAGUUUCCGAAGGUCAUGGACAGAGCCAGAACAGGACAUAGGCCACUGACCUGUCCCCUGAUUGCUGGCCCACCACAUCCCUCGAGUAAAAGGCACAUUGUGCUGCCAAGAGCUGCCGCCACAACGCUGUUAAACAUUCCCUACACCACCUCUUGUCUCAGCAGCUUCUGCGUCACAGGGUGAAUGACAGUGCUUAGUUACACACGGUCAUUAAAGCUGUAGUCUGUAUAAAUAUGCAAUCUGUAUAUACAUACAGAUCACAUAUAUACACACACUUAUGAAGACUGUAUAUAUGAAAUUGUUCGGUAUGCACUUAUUUUGCUUUAAACUCCUGAAGGUAAACAUUAUAGUGUAGCAAUUUGUGUAAAGUGCACUGUGAUUUCAAGAAAGCACAGUAAAGUCACAGGUCUUGUUAUUCUUGCACUAAAAAUGUGUUUACGUAUAUUAGCCAAUGUAUGUCUACUUUAUCGCUCCUUUUGACAAAUUAAAGCAAAUGGUAUAAAAUAGUAUGGGGUUUUUUUUUUGUUUGGGUUGUUUAUUUUUAAGUGGACAAUGGCACUAUGUUUUUAAAUGACAGGGUUUUUAAAUAAAAUGAAAUCAUUCUGUGUUCAUUCCGAUGUAAUACAUUUACCAAUAUCUUGAAAUUGAAUGUCAUGUUGCUUUUUUUUAUAUUUCAUUAGAAAUUGUCAGGUAUGUGCCUGAGAUUGUGUAGGAGUAAGGAGUAGCUAGAGGCUAACUGUAAUCAUAUAUUAUUAGCCGUUUCUAUAUACACAGUAUAAAUACAUAUUAAUUUUCUUUUCAUUUUUGUACUUGAUUUUUUUAGGUAAGAUGUAAUUAAAUGUACUUUGAUACUUCUGAAGUAAUAAGAUGUUGUUUGAAGAUCAAUUCUGCUUUCUUUAGUGCAUUGACAAUAUUUUACAAUAAUUUAGUGCUUAUUUAUUUGUGCUCCAGUGUAAUUAUAAUAAAAAGCAAUAGUUUAAAAUA
Pipra filicauda (Wire-tailed manakin) is the source of this 5272-nucleotide messenger RNA. RefSeq names its product neuronal tyrosine-phosphorylated phosphoinositide-3-kinase adaptor 2 (gene NYAP2). The transcript has 9 exons. NCBI's taxonomy places the organism in Eukaryota, Metazoa, Chordata, Aves, Passeriformes, Pipridae. Gene Ontology annotation, biological process: phosphatidylinositol 3-kinase/protein kinase B signal transduction; neuron projection morphogenesis. Bases 1283 to 3481 code for a protein of 732 amino acids. The record is from RefSeq and is a predicted model, not a curated record.